UCGAAUCUCUCGCCAAAACAGACACCCUACAUCGAGAUCGAGUUCCGCGAUGCACCGAAGAAGCGCAUCAAGCGUAACCUCUCGCUGGAUUGCGACGAAAACGACAACGAAACCCGCUGCUGCCGGUACCCGCUGACGGUGGACUUCGAGAAGUUUGGCUGGGACUGGAUCAUCGCCCCGAAGCGGUACGAAGCGUCCUACUGUGCCGGCGAGUGUAUGCUGAGCUUCCUGCCGCGCUACGAACACACCCACGUGAUGCAGCUGAGCACCUCGGCUAUCCCGUGCUGCUCGCCCAAGAUGAUGAGCCCCAUCAAGUUGCUGUAUUUUGAUCUGAACUAUCGAGUCAUCUACAGCACCAUACCGAACAUGAUCGUGAAGAAGUGUAGUUGCUCCUAAGGGUGCGUAAACUGCGCUCCGAAAUCGGUGUUUUUUCUAGCAAGUAAGGAUUCUAAGCAUUAAGAGCAAUGAAUUGAUGAGUCUGAUUUGGGAUAUUUCAAUUGGAACAUGGAGUGGAAUAAAAUUAUGAAUCAAAUCUAGAACUAGGGCAAACCCUUCCCACUCAAACGUAAAGUGUAUUAUCUCAUGUGACGGGUGAUAAGCGAAAUUUUAAAACGAAACAACAUAAAAUAAUGAUAAAAAUGUGGCAUUUAGGCUAACUCGACUUAAAAUCAUGUCUCAAUUUCGUUUCCAAAUCUUGUGAUAACUAUUAUCGAAAGCAGCUUAAUUUUUGCGAAAAAAAAGUUCUGGAGAAACUUUCUUAAAACCUAAGCACUAGAGAAAUCAUUAGAUAAUUUGAUUAGCGUUAUUAUAAUAUAAGGCAGAACCAAAGGGAAAGAGAGCACAGUAAUACAAAGAAAAAAAAAUCACAUAAUAUUAAACUAAAAUAGCUUGAUAGUCGGUACUGCAACUGCCCGAAGUUGGCGAAUGCGAUGCAAUGAUUUGGAAAAUUUGUGUUCAAAAUUGUACAUAAUGAACAGGACAAUAAGGCUCCAUGGUUUUAAAGUGAAGCGAGUAAGCACGACAAAAAUAGUGAGUAAGGCUAAGAAUACAGUUAAACGAAGAUAACCUAAAAGUAA
This is a messenger RNA of Toxorhynchites rutilus septentrionalis, 1076 nucleotides long. RefSeq names its product growth/differentiation factor 8-like. NCBI's taxonomy places the organism in Eukaryota, Metazoa, Arthropoda, Insecta, Diptera, Culicidae. Gene Ontology annotation, molecular function: cytokine activity; growth factor activity. Gene Ontology annotation, biological process: SMAD protein signal transduction. The transcript has a single exon. Gene Ontology annotation, cellular component: extracellular region. The record is from RefSeq and is a predicted model, not a curated record. The annotation marks the transcript as partial.